UGUGAUGCCUGUUUUUAGGAGUGCACACACUGGCACACACUUUUCGUUUUCCAUUUUACUGACAAAAAUAAAAAACCAUGAGCGAGGACGGCAAAAAGUCCCAACUAGACGAAGUUCAGCUUAUGCUGAUCGAACGUUUGUCCAAGAAUGACACCAACGGCUUCAAGCAGCUGCUGGGUCAGCUAAAGGGCGGCGUUAACUUUGUGGACGACAGCGGAAUGUCAAUAUUGGCACACGCCAGCUUUAAGGGCAACAAGGAAGCGGUGCAGUUGCUAUUGGACAUGGGGGCUGACAUCAAUCUUAAUCAACACGGCGCCGACUAUACACCGUUGCACUUUGCCGCCUUGUCGGGCAACACGCACGUGUGCCGGCAACUGCUGGAUGCUGGCAUCAAUCCGAAUAGUAUAAACAGCGUCUCUCGCACCGCCUCCCAAAUGGCCGCCUUUGUGGGCAAUCACGCCUGCGUGGAGACCAUCAACAAUUACGUGAUGCGUUCCAGCUUGGAGUAUUACACACAGCUGCAUGGCCAGCAGACGGAGCCGCACAUUCCGCCCGUGCUGCUCAAGGCGUUUCACACCUUUGUCACCGAAAUCAAUCUGCAUCCCGUCAGAAUAACGCUGAAUGCACAGUCGCUGGGUCUGCUGCGAAUUCUGCCCAAUCUGCGCAAGGCUUUGGUGCUGAUGUGCGAGAAGGAGAUGCAAAAGUCCCACGACGUAAACGAACUGCUCGCAUUUAAAUUCCAUUAUUUAGGCUGGAUUGUUGGCGAGCUGAUGCGUUGCGAGGAGCAGUUCAAGGCACAGCACAAGGAAAAGGCCGAGGACGGCGGGGCCAACAAAAAUGACUUUAUCGAAGUGUUUGUUAAGCGCGUGCUCAAAGAGAACAAGCUGGGGCAGUUGGACUAUGUUGAAUUUACGGUGCGCGAAUGCGCUCGCGAGUUCCCCUUCCGUGAGUGCACGAUCUUCCGCCAAAUAGCCGCCCAGCUGGGUGCCAAGGAUGCGCCGCCAGCUCUGGUCAUACUGCGCAAUGCCAUCAACGGAAUGCGCGGUUUUGUGGACGAGAGCAGCUACUGCAGUUCCUGUGGCCAGGAGAAGCCCGACAAAAAGUGCUCCAAGUGCAAGGCCGUGCAGUACUGCGAUCGCGAGUGCCAGCGUCUGCACUGGUUUAUGCAUAAGAAGAGUUGUCCACGUCUAUUGGCAGCCGUCUUGGCCGGAGCUAAGGAGCAACCGAAGGCGCCGAUUGAUACCUCCGAGCUGCACGAGGAGCUAGCCAAAUUGUCAGCAUAAUAUCGCUUGCACAAUGAUUACCUGCAUUUUAAAUAAAUUAAUUAAGGUUUGUUUAAAAGCAUUGAAAUCCCUGUA
Messenger RNA from Drosophila virilis, 1358 nucleotides. RefSeq names its product ankyrin repeat and MYND domain-containing protein 2. The record is from RefSeq and is a predicted model, not a curated record. Lineage: Eukaryota; Metazoa; Arthropoda; Insecta; Diptera; Drosophilidae. Gene Ontology annotation, molecular function: protein binding.